AUGGAUGACCUUCUGAUAUCCAUUGUUCCUCCAUUCAUUUGCUCAAACUCACCAAAUAGACGACCCUCUCUAUUUGAUAUCCUGAUAUCCCUGUUCCUCCAUUCAUUUGCUCAAACUCACCAAAUAGACGACCCUCUGAUAUCCCUGUUCCUCCAUUCAUUUGCUCAAACUCACCAAAUAGGACGACCCUCUGAUAUCCACUACGACCCUGAUCAUCCACUGUUCCUCCAUUCAUUUGCUCAAACUCACCAAAUAGACGACCCUCUGAUAUCCACUGUUUCCUCCAUUCAUUUUUCAAACUCACCAAAUAGACGACCCUCCCCUGAUAUCCACUGUUCCUCCAUUCAUUUGCUCAAAACUAGACACCUGAUAUCCAGACGCUCAAACCCGGUCUUGAUAUCCACUGUUCCUCCAUUCAUUUGCUCAAAACCAAAUAGACGACCCUCUGAUAUCCUGGGGUCAAACUCGGACGACCCUCUGAUAUCCACUGUUUCCUCCAUUCAUUUGUCAAACACCAAACGACCUCCUCUGAUAUCCACUGUUCCUCCAUUCAUUUGCUCAAACACACCAGCAGACGACCCUCUGAUAUCCACUGUUCCUCCAUUCAUUUGCUCAACUCACCAAAUAGACGACCUCAUCCACUGUUUCCUCCAUUCAUUUGCUCAAACUCACCAAGUAGACGACCUUCUGAUAUCCACUACGACCCCUCUGAUAUCCUUGUUCCUCCAUUCAUUUGUUCCUCCAUGGACAUUUGUUCCUCAAACUCAAACUCACCAAAUAGACGACCCUCUGAUAUCCCUUGAUUCCUUGUUCCAUUCAUUUGCUCAAACUCACCAAAUAGACGACCCUCUGAUAUCCACUGUUCCUCCAUUCAUUUGCUCAAACUCACCAAGUGGACGACCUUCUGAUAUCCACUGUUCCUCCAUUCAUUUGCUCAAACUCACCAAUAGACGACCUCUGAUAUCCUUGUUCCUCCAUUCAUUUGCUCAAACUCACCCAAGUAGACGACCCUCUGAUAUCCACUGUUCCUCCAUUCAUUUGCUCAAACUCACCAAAGACGACCCUCUGAUAUCCACUGUUCCUCCAUUCAUUUGCUCAAACUCACCAAAUAGACGACCUUCUGAUAUCCACUACGACCCUCUGAUAUCCUUCGUUCCUCCAUUCAUUUGCUCAAACUCACCAAGUAGACGACCCUCUGAUAUCCACUGUUCCUCCAUUCAUUUUGCUCAAACUCACCAAAUAGAGACGACCUCAUUUGACAUCCGACCCUCUGAUAUCCACUGUUCCUCCAUUCAUUUGCUCAACCACCAAGUAGGGUCCCUCCAGUAUCCACUGUUCCUCCAUUCAUUUUGCUCAAAUCAACCAAACGACCCUCUGAUAUGCACUGUUCCUCCAAUUUUGCUCAAACUCACCAAAGGACGACCUUUUGAUAUCCCUGUUCCUCCAUUCAUUUGCUCCAAACUCACCGUGGAGCGACCCUCUGAUAUCCACUGUUCCUCCACUCAUUUGCUCCAAACUCGCAGACGACCUUCUGAUAUCCACUGUUCCUCCAUUCAUUUUGCUCAAACUCACCAUGAACCAUCCUUCGAAACUCCCUUGUUCCUCCAUCAUUCAUUUGCUCAAACUCACAAAGUAGACGACCCCCUGAUAUCCUGUUUUCCUCCAUUCAUUUGCUCCAAACUCACCAAAUUCACCAAUCAUUCCAUUUGUCAAACUCACCAAAUGAUAUCCACUGUUCCUCUAUUCAUUUGCUCAAACUCACCAAACGACCCUUCUGAUAUCCACUGUUUCCUCCCAUUCAAAUUUGACGACCUCUCUGAUAUCCAACUCCAUUCAUUUCAAACUCACCAAAUAGACGACCCUCUGAUAUCCUUGUUCCUCCAUUCAUUUUCAAACUCACCAAAUAGACGACCCUCUGAUAUCCACUGUUCCUCCAUUCAUUUUGCUCAAACUCACCAAGUGGACGACCUUUUGAUAUCCCUGUUCCUCCAUUCAUUUUGCUCCAAACUCACCUCCUCCAUCUUAUUUCGUCUUCAACUCACCUCAACAGAUGACCCCUCUGAUAUCCACUCGUUCCCUCCAUUCAUUGCUCAAACACUCCAAACGAACUUUCUUGAUAUCCACACCUCGGUUCCUCCAUAUUCAUUUGCUCAAACUCACCAAGUAGACGCAUCUUCUGAUAUCCACUGCUCCUCCAUUCAUUUGCUCAAAUCACCAAAUAGACGACCUUCUGAUAUCCACUUUUCUCCAUUCAUUUGCUCAAACUCACCAAAUAGACGACCCUCUGAUAUCCACUGUUCCUCCCAUUUGCUCAAACUCACCCAAAUAGACGACCUUCUUGAUAUCCACCUCCAUUCAUUUGCUCAAAACCAAGUAGACGUCCCUCUGAUAUCCACUGUUCCUCCAUUCAUUUGCUCAAACUCACCAAAUAGACGACCCUCUGAUAUCCACUUGGACGACCCUCUGAUAUCCACUGUUCCUCCAUUCAUUUGCUCAAACUCUCACCAAAUAGACGACCCUCUGAUAUCCACUGUUCCUCCAUUCAUUUGCUCAAACUCACCAAAUAGACGACCUCUGAUAUCCACUGUUCCUCCAUUCAUUUGCUCAAACACACCAAGUAGACGACCCUCUGAUAUCCCACUGUUCCUCCAUUCAUUUGCUCAAACUCACCAAGUAGACGACCCUCUGAUAUCCUGUUCCUCAUUCAUCUCACCAAGUAGACGACCUUCUGAUAUCCACUGUUCCUCCAUUCAUUUGCUCAAACUCACCAAAUAG
Molecule: messenger RNA, 2775 nt
Organism: Acanthosepion pharaonis
Lineage: Eukaryota; Metazoa; Mollusca; Cephalopoda; Sepiida; Sepiidae
Source: the annotation of a GenBank genome assembly